This is a messenger RNA of Dioscorea cayenensis subsp. rotundata (Guinea yam), 828 nucleotides long. Its product is annotated as probable plastid-lipid-associated protein 8, chloroplastic. NCBI's taxonomy places the organism in Eukaryota, Viridiplantae, Streptophyta, Magnoliopsida, Dioscoreales, Dioscoreaceae. The record is from RefSeq and is a predicted model, not a curated record. The transcript has 4 exons. The coding region runs from base 59 to 700 and encodes 213 amino acids.
UCAUCAUCAUCAUCAUCAUUAUCAUCAUCAUCGCGAAGAAGCAGAGCGACUCAGAACAAUGGCUUCCAUGGCUUCUCUCAUCUCCCCUCACGCCAAGCUCUCACCUCCCUCUCUCGUCUCCACUCGCCACCGCAUCCGCUCUUCACUCGUUGCGCAACCCCCUGCUUCGGCUCCGAGCGACCUCGUCUCCUCAAUCCUCUCCAAGGUGAAAGGCAGUGAUCGUGGAGUUCUUCUUAGCAAGGAAGGGCACAGUGAUGUCGCUGCCGUCGCUCAGCAGCUCCACAAGUACUGCGUUGAUGAGCCAGUCAAAUGCCCUCUCAUUUUUGGAGAGUGGGAUGUAGUGUACUGCUCAAGGCCAACAUCACCGGGAGGAGGCUACAGGAGUGCCAUCGGCCGCCUUAUUUUCAAAACAAAUGAAAUGAUCCAAAUUGUCAAAGCCCCUGAUUCUGUCAGAAAUAAGGUUUCAUUCUCCAUCUUUGGAUUUCUCGAUGGGGAAGUAUCACUCAAAGGAAAACUGAAAGUGUUGGAUGAUAAAUGGAUUGAAGUUAUAUUUGAGCCUCCUCAACUGAAGAUUGGAUCAUUAGAUUUUCAGUAUGGCUGGGAAAGUGAGGUUAAGCUGGAAAUCAGUUACAUUGAUGAGAACAUAAGGCUUGGGAAGGGCUCUAGAGGCUCACUCUUUGUCUUUGUUAGAAGAGCCUAAACUUUCAUCUAUGUCUCAACUUUAAUAAGAUCUCAACCUUGUUCUCAUAUUUGCUUAAUCUCUGUAUAUUAUUUGUAACAUCAAUCAAUGUUUGUUUUUGUAAGCUUGAUUCAUAGUUUUUGGCAUAA